UCUUAGCCAGUGGCCAGAGACCCACUCCCCAAAACUGUUUCUGGCCAGCCAGGAAGGAGGAAGACCCGGCACUGAACCAGAGCUGACUUGACAUCCCAGGGCAGGCUGAUUUCUGGGAAGCGCCCUGCUCUUGUUCUAAGGAAAAGUGUGCCUGCUUCCCAGAAAGCCUGGCUGCCGCCUCCUCUCCCUUCCUCUGCUGGCCCACGGCAGCCUCAGCGUUGUGCCUCACUCUCUGGGCAAGAUAACACCUCCAUGGGAGUAGGUGGGCAGACAGCGUGCCCUCCCUCCUCCAUGAAGCCUUCCUGAUCCUGAGGAGUUCUGAAUAGCCAGGAAUUUGAAAGCCCAGGAGCCAUCAGAUCACCUGUUCAUGCAGAGCUCUACGCAGGAGAUUGGGGAGGAGCUGAUCAACGGGGUCAUCUACUCCAUCUCCCUGCGCAAGGUUCAGCUACACCAGGGAGCCACCAAGGGCCAGCGCUGGCUGGGGUGUGAGAAUGAGUCGGCCCUGAACCUCUAUGAGACCUGCAAAGUGCGCACAGUGAAGGCCGGCACUCUGGAGAAGCUGGUGGAGCACCUGGUGCCUGCCUUCCAGGGCAGUGACCUUUCCUACGUCACCAUCUUCCUGUGCACCUACAGAGCCUUCACCACCACUCAGCAGGUGCUAGACCUGCUCUUCAAAAGCAGGUACGGUAGAUGUGACGCCCUCACGGCCUCCUCUAGAUAUGGCUGCAUCCUCCCGUACUCCAGUGAGGACGGUGGACCGCAGGACCAACUCAAAAAUGCCAUCUCCUCCAUCCUGGGCACCUGGCUGGACCAAUACUCGGAGGAUUUCUGUCAGCCUCCGGACUUUCCCUGCCUCAAGCAGCUGGUGGCUUACGUGCAGCUCAACAUGCCGGGUUCAGACCUCGAGCGUCGUGCUCACCUUCUUCUGGCCCAGCUGGAGGACCUGGAGCCCAGCGAGGCUGAGCCUGAGGCCCUGUCUCCAGCUCCAGUGCUGUCACUGAAACCAGCUUCACAGCCAGAGCCAGCUCCAGCUCUGCUUCUGACAUCCAGCCCGGUGGCGGCAUCAGCCCGGGAGCCAGAGCCAGCACCGGCCUCUGAGCCGGAUCCAGUCCCAGAACCACCAGCACGGGCAUCCAGCCCGGUGGCAGCACCAGCUUCUGAGCCGGAACCAGCUCCAGCGCCACCUCUAGAGCCUGAGCCGUCCCUAGCCCCGGCUCCGGAGCUGGAGCCGCCUCUCUUGCAGACUCUAGAGCUUGAUCCCGCUCCUGCGCCAACUCCUGCACUAGAGCCUUCCUGGCCUCUGCCUGGAGCCACAGAGAAUGGACUGGGUGUGAAGCCUCACCUCCUGCUCUUCCCUCCAGACCUGGUGGCUGAACAGUUUACACUGAUGGACGCUGAACUAUUCAAGAAAGUGGUGCCCUACCACUGCCUGGGCUCCAUCUGGUCCCAGCGGGACAAGAAGGGCAAGGAGCACCUCGCGCCUACCAUCCGUGCCACCGUCGCCCAGUUCAACAACGUGGCCAACUGUGUCAUUACUACCUGCCUUGGGGACCAGAGCAUGAAGGCCCCGGACAGGGCCCGGGUGGUGGAACACUGGAUCGAGGUGGCCAGGGAGUGCAGAGUGCUCAAGAAUUUCUCCUCCCUCUACGCCAUCCUCUCUGCUCUACAGAGCAAUGCCAUCCACCGCCUAAAGAAGACAUGGGAAGAGGUCUCCAGGGAUAGUUUGCGAGUGUUCCAGAAACUGUCGGAGAUUUUCUCUGAUGAGAACAACUACUCACUGAGCAGAGAGCUACUCAUCAAGGAGGGCACCUCCAAGUUUGCCACACUGGAAAUGAACCCUAGGAGAGCCCAGAGGCGGCAGAAGGAGACGGGUGUCAUCCAGGGCACUGUCCCCUACCUGGGCACAUUCCUCACUGACCUGGUGAUGCUGGACACUGCCAUGAAGGACUAUCUGUAUGGAAGACUCAUCAACUUCGAAAAGAGAAGGAAGGAGUUCGAAGUGAUCGCCCAGAUCAAGCUGCUGCAGUCCGCCUGCAACAAUUACAGCAUUGCUCCCGAGGAGCACUUUGGAGCCUGGUUCCGAGCCAUGGAACGGCUCAGUGAGGCUGAGAGCUACAACCUUUCGUGUGAGCUGGAGCCCCCGUCCGAGUCAGCCAGCAACACCCUCAGGAGCAAGAAAAGCACAGCCAUUGUCAAGCGCUGGAGCGACCGCCAGGCUCCCAGCACGGAGCUCAGUACCAGUAGCAGUGCCCACUCCAAGUCCUGUGACCAGCUCCGGUGCGGCCCCUACCUCGGCAGCGGGGACAUCACUGACGCCCUCAGUGUGCACUCAGCUGGUUCUUCCAGCUCUGACGUGGAAGAAAUCAACAUGAGCUUUGUCCCAGAGUCCCCUGAUGGCCAGGAAAAGAAGUUCUGGGAGUCAGCCUCCCAGUCAUCCCCAGAGACCUCUGGCAUCAGCUCAGCCUCCAGCAGCACCUCCUCUUCAUCAGCCUCUACCACACCCGUGUCUACCACACGUACCCACAAGCGCUCCGUCUCGGGGGUCUGCAGCUACAGCUCCUCACUGCCGCUCUAUAACCAGCAGGUGGGCGACUGCUGCAUCAUUCGGGUCAGCCUGGAUGUGGACAACGGGAACAUGUACAAGAGCAUCCUGGUGACCAGCCAGGAUAAGGCCCCGACCGUCAUCCGAAAAGCCAUGGACAAACACAACCUGGAUGAGGACGAGCCAGAGGACUACGAGCUGGUACAGAUCAUCUCAGAAGAUCACAAGCUGAAGAUUCCAGAAAACGCCAACGUGUUCUAUGCCAUGAACUCUACCGCCAACUACGACUUUAUCCUAAAGAAGCGGACCUUCACCAAGGGGGUUAAGGUCAAGCAUGGAGCCAGCUCCACUCUCCCUCGUAUGAAGCAGAAAGGACUCAAGAUUGCCAAAGGCAUCUUCUAAGGACGUCUCCCGGGCUCUGGCUGGCUGGGGACUAAGCGCUUAGAGACUAGAGUGGCCCAGGCCACACAGGUACCUCUGCCCACCUGCCAGCCCAGGCUACCCCCAGACUCCAAUUUCACCCUAAACUCUCCUGCUGCCGGGAUUGACACCUGCCGCCGACAGGCUGACCUGGCCUCCGGGGACCACUUGCCGCCUUAGGUGCCUUCUGCUCUCUGGAACCAGAGGACUAGCUGACUUUUGCCAAGGAGUACUGCCAACUGGGCAUGGUACCUUGCCUGCCCUGGACACUACCCUCCACACUUUCCUGACACCUCCCCAGAUGCAGAUCACUGCCACCCGUGCCCCCAGAUGCUCCAGGGCACCCACACAUCCAGCAGGGCUGACCACUGCAUUCUCUCCUUGUGCCCACAGGCACUGGCCUGGGACCUUCAAGAAGUCCCGGCCUUUCCUCCCACACUCUAGCCUUUCUCAGGCUGCACCAAAGAUUCCACCUUCAGGGCCUACGAAGUGAGGGAGUCUCGCCCACCACGAGCCCCAGCCUUGGAUCAGAGAGAGAAGCCCUCUCACGGACCACCUGGUUGGUAUCGAAUCCCAUACCACUGAAAGUGCCAUUCAACACCACCACAUCCUGGGUUGUACAAGACUACGUGAAAUGGGAGGCUGGGGGUAAGGAGAUUUGCGGGGAGGGGAAGACGACUGAAUAUUUGUAUAAAAAGUAAAAAAGUUUACUGAUUGGGGUGGGGCAAUAUUUAUUUGUUGUAAAUAGAAAAUGCUAGACUUGAAUAUUAUAUUAAAAUCCAGUUUCUACUA
Molecule: messenger RNA, 3754 nt
Organism: Peromyscus californicus insignis
Lineage: Eukaryota; Metazoa; Chordata; Mammalia; Rodentia; Cricetidae
Gene: Ralgds
Product: ral guanine nucleotide dissociation stimulator
Exons: 18
Coding region: 368-2944 (858 amino acids)
Biological process (GO): Ras protein signal transduction; positive regulation of GTPase activity
Cellular component (GO): plasma membrane
Molecular function (GO): guanyl-nucleotide exchange factor activity
Source: RefSeq, a predicted model, not a curated record